This is a messenger RNA of Trichoderma citrinoviride, 351 nucleotides long. RefSeq lists its product as hypothetical. The transcript is spliced from 2 exons. The coding region runs from base 1 to 351 and encodes 116 amino acids. The record is from RefSeq and is a predicted model, not a curated record. Lineage: Eukaryota; Fungi; Ascomycota; Sordariomycetes; Hypocreales; Hypocreaceae.
AUGCAGUCGUCCAAGAAAGAUCACCAAGACGGCGCGGAGUCGACACCGUCGCCGACGUUCAAGGAGCAGCUCGAUCAAGAGGCAGUUGAGAGCCGGACUCAUCAGCACGAGAGCGAGAGCGGAGAGCAGCCGACUAUCAAGGCUGUCGUUGACAAGAUCGCCCAGGCCAUCCCAGCCUCCGUCCCCAUCAUCGGCGGCGCACAUCAUACAGACGACGACAAGGUGGAGCAUCAGAAACCAGAGCCCGGGCUUCCUCCUCGUCGGCCGGAGCACGACACCCAGAUUGAGGAAUUCGUGAGGGAGCAGCAUCGGAGCAACGAGCCCGAGAUUGUGAGCUCUUCCAGGACGUGA